Messenger RNA from Oncorhynchus tshawytscha (Chinook salmon), 2854 nucleotides. It is a transcript of the gene bach1b, whose product is annotated as BTB and CNC homology 1, basic leucine zipper transcription factor 1 b. The transcript has 7 exons. The coding region runs from base 178 to 2100 and encodes 640 amino acids. The record is from RefSeq and is a predicted model, not a curated record. Gene Ontology annotation, biological process: regulation of transcription by RNA polymerase II. Lineage: Eukaryota; Metazoa; Chordata; Actinopteri; Salmoniformes; Salmonidae. Gene Ontology annotation, molecular function: DNA-binding transcription factor activity, RNA polymerase II-specific; RNA polymerase II cis-regulatory region sequence-specific DNA binding; protein binding.
GUCAUAUGACUUGUGGUUCCGCAGAAUUGGGUACAGUCAUUUACAGUUGUCAACAACAGUCCAAGUUUCCGUCCCGAGGUUUAAACCGUGUUCGGGAGGUUCUCACACGGAAUAUGUCAGCCUCAUAAACCUGUUUAGGAUUUCAGCUCACCGUCUUCUUAGGAUAACCAAUGUCAGAUGUCCGUUGCCAUGUCUAGUCUGGAGAGCCUGCGGUCCUCUGUGUUUACCUUUGAGUCCUCCGUGCACAGCUGCCAUGUGCUGCGUUGUCUGGACGACCAGCGGAGGCGUGACCUGCUGUGUGACAUCACUGUACUGGCCGAAGGGAGGAGUUUCAGGGCCCACCGUUCUGUGCUGGCCUCCUGCAGCGACUACUUCACACACAGGGUCUCCUCCCACGCACCACAGGGACUUGUCGUCACCCUGCCUCAGGAGGUGACGGUGAGUGGCUUGGAGCCCCUGCUGCAGUUUGCUUACACCUCCAAGCUGCUCUUCAGUAAAGAUAAUGUCAUGGAGAUACGACACUGUGCCUCUAUUCUGGGUUUCAGGGAUCUGGACUCGGCCUGUUUUGACUUCCUCCUGCCCAAGUUCUUCAGCAGCAGUUCGGCCACCUUCCAGAGGAAGACCUGCUGUAAGACACGGUGCAGGAGACAGUCCCCCGGGCUUAGCGACAUCGACACGAACAAGGAUGUCUUAGAUGAUGACAAAGGGGUCCGGGUGGUUUCUGAUUCGCCCGCUGAACAGGAUGUGGGUGGCCAACCAGCAAAUGACGAGACGGGACGUGAAAACAAAAAUCUCACCCAUCCUCCUGAAGCCGAUAUCCAAUCAGACGGCCAGACUGACUACUCCCUACAAUGCCCCAAGUACCGAAAGUUCCAGCAGGCUUGUGGGAAGGUGAGGCCGUGUGUGGAGAUCUGUGUCCCAGAAACAAACCAUGACUCCCCAGUGGUGAGAGAGGAGGGCUGCCCUCUACCCCUGCACCUUCCCAAGUCCUUGCGACCCUGCUCCAGUGGGGGAGGAUUUAGGGAAGGUCCUGCGGUGGAGACGUCUUCUGGAGAAAACUAUUCACUUCUCUCACAGACACAGACUGACCAGGCAGGACAGGGAGAGGUGGAGCAGAAGACUGGAGAAGAGGAUGAUGAGGAGAAGAGAGAGAUGAAUGAGGGGGAGAGAAAGAUGGAUGAGAGAAGGAGAGUGUCUAGUGGUCGGCUUGUCAGCUGUGAAGAGAGCCCAGGGUUGGGUACAGCACCACACCGAUGUCCCCUGCAGGCACCCGGGCUGGACAAGCAGAGCCCUGGAGCUCCCUCUUCUCCUCCCCUCCUCCAGGACUUCCCUGGGACUGAGUCUGGGAACCUCCGGAGCAGCAGCUCCACCUUGAACUGGCUUCACCAGCUUGACAUCAGCUCCAGUACCGGGGACUGUCCCUUCCUCCACGGCUUGGACAGGGAGACAGACGGAGGGACGGACAGAGGGACAGGGGAGGGGACGGACAGUGGGACAAUGAGCGCGACUGGGCUGGGGUGCGAGGGGUCGUCCCAGUUAGAGAAGAGUCCCUGUGUGUCCUCCCUGACAUCUGGAGACGAUGGAGACUCCGACUGCUUCGAUACGGAGGGAGACAGCGAGUCCUGUUCCUACAGCCAGAGAGUCAAAGAGGUGCAGCUGCCGUUCUCUGUGGGUCGCAUCGUGGGGUUGAGCAGGAAUGACUUCCAGCUGAUGCUCAGGCACCAGACUCUGACCAGAGAACAGCUGGACUUCGUCCACGACGUCAGACGCAGGAGUAAGAACCGUAUCGCAGCGCAGCGCUGUCGCAAGAGGAAGCUGGACUGUAUACACAAUCUGGAGUGUGAGAUAGACAAACUGAGGACAGAGAAGAACCAGCUGAUAUCAGAGAGGAGCCAUCUGAACCAGAUGAAGCUGAAUACUUGGCACAGUAUGUCCGCUCUUUGUCAGAGGGUCUGCAGCGAGGCCGCCCUGAGACCAGAACAACUCCAGGUCCUAGCCAAGUACACCUCCCCAGACUGCCCGCUCUCUGCUCUCAUCUCCCCUACAGACCCAACCUCCCCUGGGCUAGGAGGACUACUACAAUCCCAGGCCUCUCCCUAGGCCUGCUCCUCCUCAGGCCUAGCAUCAGAUACCUGUCAGAACCCUUCAGGAACCUUUGGAACCCUCGGCCAGCUGCUCCAGGGACACACCCACAGGGGAGGAGCUCUCAGGUGAUUGAACAAGCCCUCAGGUAUAUACAGCUGUGUGAUCAGUUGACUGGAUUGCCCUGCCCACGGAUGAGUGUGAGUCUGGACACCUUCAUCAUCAUCACCAUUUCAUAGACUUUCUUCUACAGGCAAAGACACUGUGGUUGUGUUCCAAUAAUCUCUCCUUCCUCAGAGGUGCGCUCGGUUACUCACUAAAGCAUCAGAUUGGUGUAGGCACUGAGCAGGGAUGAAUGAAACAGGAGAGUAUUUUCCCACGGUUGACACGGUUACAUACAAGCUGACAGUAUUUCAACCACAUGAAAAUAUGCAUGCAAGAUGAACUGAAAUCUACCACCAGAGAUAAAGUGUGUGUGUGUGUGUGUGUGUGUGUGUAUACAGUACCAGUUUUGAGCUGCUCUUGCCAUAAUAUGGACUUGAUCUUUUACCAAAUAGAGCUAUCUUCUGUCUACCAUCCUUGUCACAACCCAAAUGAUUGGCUCAAACACAUUAAGGAAAGAAAUUCCACAAACUAACUUUUACCGAGGCACACCUGAUAAUUUAAAUGCAUUCCAGGUGACUACCUCAAAGCUGGUUGAGAGAAUACCAAGAGUGUUCAAAGCUGUCAUCAAGGCAAAGGGUGGCUACUAUGAAGAAUCUAAAAUCUAAAA